AUGAAGUUAGUAAGAUUUUUAAUGAAGUUACAUAACGAAACAGUUACAAUUGAAUUAAAGAAUGGUACAAUCGUUCAAGGUACAAUUGCAGGUGUUGAUGUCAGCAUGAAUACCCAUUUAAAAACAGUAAAACUUACAUUAAAAGGAAAGAAUCCAGUCAAUUUAGAUACAUUAAGCAUUAGAGGAAAUAAUAUUAGAUAUUACAUUUUACCAGAGUCACUCAAUCUUGGCACUCUUCUUGUUGAUGACACUCCAAAAUCCAAACCUAAAAAAGUUAAACCAGUUUCAGAUAAACCAAGUAGUAGUAGAGGUGGCGCUAGAGGCGGUAGAGGUGGUGUAAGAGGUGGUAGAGGUGGUAGAGGUGGUAGAGGCGGUAGAUAG
Messenger RNA from Dictyostelium purpureum, 381 nucleotides. RefSeq lists its product as uncharacterized. Gene Ontology annotation, molecular function: RNA binding. Gene Ontology annotation, biological process: RNA processing; spliceosomal snRNP assembly. The transcript has 2 exons. Bases 1 to 381 code for a protein of 126 amino acids. Lineage: Eukaryota; Evosea; Eumycetozoa; Dictyosteliales; Dictyosteliaceae. Gene Ontology annotation, cellular component: spliceosomal tri-snRNP complex; SMN-Sm protein complex; U12-type spliceosomal complex. The record is from RefSeq and is a predicted model, not a curated record.